Molecule: messenger RNA, 2150 nt
Organism: Hyalella azteca
Lineage: Eukaryota; Metazoa; Arthropoda; Malacostraca; Amphipoda; Hyalellidae
Exons: 2
Coding region: 56-1210 (384 amino acids)
Source: RefSeq, a predicted model, not a curated record
GGCGUCUGCGUAGCUCGGUUGUGUCGGUAUCGCUGCGGCCUUCAUCGCGGCAGCCAUGCCACUCAACUUCAAGAGACCUGUCGCACCAUCUCAGCUACCACUACCAGCAGAAACCAAGUUCAAACCGAAGCAUCCAACGCGCAUAUAUGACUAUAACUAUAAAGUAGGAGAAAGUUACUACAACCCGCAGACAGACUACAUCGGCAGCAGACCUCUUUCAAAUACAUCUUCUUCGUACGUCAAACCACCUGAAGCUCAAACGUACGCCGAGCGCUUCGCACAAAGGCCCAUCUAUGGCAGUGCUCGCGGACUUCCUUACGGAGAAAGCGAGUCAGUGUACAACCAACCUCUCGCCAGCCGACUUACCGGGACCGGAGGUCCAGGAUCAUCCUUGCCCAAGGAACCCGGAAGACGCGGCCGAGCAUCGUCCCUCUCGAGAGACCCUGGGGCCGAAACACCGUCCUAUGGAUCUCGCUUCCAUCGCCGAAGCAGUUUAUUCGAUGAAGAUGAUUUUCCAUCAUGGCAACAGAGCAAGAAGUUCAGCUUGGGAAGCUCAGAUCCCGACCGCGUGAGAGACUAUGCUGUUCAAGGCAGAAUGAAAAGAGCUAUUGAUGACUUCCUAAAGACUCCAAGAACAACUCCUACUCGCGAGUAUGAAACUAGCGAAGUCAAGUUUCGGCAGGAAACCGGACCAAAAGGACAACAAAUCAUCAAAAGAGAACAAUACACCUAUACUCUCCCGGAAAAUUCGCAAACGUUACGCAAGAGCAGCAUAACCGAAACCUCUGACUUUGCAUCGAAACCGCCGCUUAACCUUAGGACACGCAGGUCGAGCAUAGGUGCUGGAGAAGAGUUUUCGUCGCGUGCGAGCGUGCGGACUCGCAAGUACAGUGAGGACACCAGUUCCAGGCUGCCCCCUCGUCCGUCCCGCUAUGGGAGAGGAAGUGACGACUCACCCACUUAUUCUAAUGCUCAGCAAGUCAGAGACGCUAGGCGAGCUAAAGAAUCAGACGAGCUGACAGAAAGCAUCAUGAAGAUGGUCAACAAGAUGAAGAGCCAUCACUUGGAUGAUGCUACCGCUGACAUAAGGAGCAUUAGUCGGACUGUGCGAGCCACUUCCUUGGAUCCCUUCGAAGACGACAGCGACAGGUCUCGCUCCAAGCAGCGCGCUCGACUCCACAAGUUUACGUACGGCAUCGGAAAAGUAUGAAAGUUGCAUACAUGGUUUGUAAUAAUUAAUAAACCAUAGUUUUGAAGUCUAUCAAGCUUAUGGAGUUAUAUAUUAAUCGCUAACUACUUAUGCUUCCCUCUUGAACAACAUAGUCUUGCCGAGUUUGGGAUAAUUCGUGCAUCACGUGCGCGUGUGGCAUCACGCAUUUUCGACGUCCGUCGAAGUUUGGUGCCAUGGGCUGGGCGCACACGUGAUGUCGUGAAUAUUGAGCCAUGAUUGUGCUGAACUUUUGGGCACAAAUUUCAACGGAUUUAUCUCAUAGUACACUGAAGUUGACGAGCAUGAUGACCCCUCGAUGAAACAAAACGAUGCGCUUCGAACAAUAUAUUGUACAGUUAGUUGGUCUGAUAUGCCUUGACUAUGUGUUCGUGUAGGGCUUGAAUUAAUGCAAUUUUACAUUAGCAUGUUUCCAACAUCAACGCUCUUUACAACUCUUGUCUAGCUGCAAAGUAAGAACGGCUAUGAGCAGAGCGAUAACCUGCCUGGUAGAUUGACAGCGCUUCAUUAAAAAAUAAUUUGCACAGAGACGUUAUCAUUUAUGAAAUGACUUGUGAGACUUUAAAAAAAUGUUCAUUUAUAAAUUACUCUCACUCCAUCUUGUGAUUAGUUUUUGCUUAAGGAGUAUGAUUAUCGUUCUUCGAGUCUACUGAUGAAAUAAUUUCAGCUUACUUACUCAGCUCUGCUACUAUUCCUCAUUGUGUUCUAGUCUCACAUUGAUCAGGUUAAGCUACUUUAUCUUGAUGUAAACGUACCGAAAUUCAAUGUUGCAUUCUUUUAUAGUUUAUUUCUCAGCUUUCGUUAGCACCUAUUGUCAUGCUUCGUUGUUGACUUUUGGAGGUGUUUUACCUUUUUUCAUGAAUCGCCGAUUGUAAGCUGUAAUGUGUGCCACUCUGGCACAAAUAAAAUAUAUUAAAAAUUA